Messenger RNA from Sinocyclocheilus grahami, 674 nucleotides. RefSeq names its product dynactin subunit 6. Gene Ontology annotation, biological process: mitotic spindle organization. The record is from RefSeq and is a predicted model, not a curated record. Lineage: Eukaryota; Metazoa; Chordata; Actinopteri; Cypriniformes; Cyprinidae. Gene Ontology annotation, molecular function: dynein complex binding. Gene Ontology annotation, cellular component: dynactin complex. The coding region runs from base 219 to 584 and encodes 121 amino acids. The transcript is spliced from 4 exons.
AACUUCCAAGAUGUUUUUAUAAUACCUUGACCAGUUAAAUGUCAAAAGAUCAAGGGAAAUUUGAUUUCUUAGUUCAUGACCCCUUUAAUUUAUUAUUAUGAGCAGAUUUUAUUCUCGUAUAAGUUAUGGGUUUGGGACGGCGUGAGGGUGAAUAUAUAAUGACAGAAGCAUCAUGCGUGUGAAAUCUCGUGGUGUUUUUGUGCAGCUAUCCUGAAAACAUGCUACCAGACGCCGAGGAUGUCGAACCCAAAACCAUGAGCAUCGGGAUCAAUAACGUCUUUGAAGUCGGCUGCGUGUCUCAGGCCUUGAAAAUCGGGGACAACAAUGUGAUUGAGUCCAAAGCUGAGGUCGGGAGGAAUGUGAUUUUGACCAGCGGGUGUAUCGUGGGAGCGUGUUGUGCGGUGAACACCUGUGAAGUGAUUCCAGAAAACACCGUGAUCUACGGCUCCGAGUGUUUGAGACGCGUGCAGACCGAGAGACCGCAGCCUCAAACGCUGCAGCUGGACUUCCUGAUGAAGAUCCUGCCCAAUUACCAUCAUCUGAAGAAGACCGUGAAAGCAAGCUCCACUCCGGCGAGAAGCUGAAAGCAGCGCAGCCGAGGAUCUCAGAUGUAACGUGAUCAUGAGCACAGAUCUGGUUCUGCUUACAGUGCGUUUCCUUUGGUCGCUGCAUGC